AUGCAAUACCUGGGUUCGCCAUUCCCGGUGAAUGUCUACGAACCUGUCGACAUUUCCAAACUGCGAAUUUUCGGACCUGGAGUCGAAGGUCCAGUGAAGAGCCAGGAACCCACUCACUUCACCAUAGAUGCCAAACAAGCUGGUUCUGGUGCAGUUGAGGUUGCUCUCGCUGAUAAAAAUGGUAAAGCUGUCGCAAUCGAUGUGCUGGACAACAAUGACGGAUCAUUCACUGUGAAGUACACUGCACCGAGGCCAGGACCAUACCAGCUGAACGUGGUUUUUGCUGGUGCUCAAGUUCCGCCAAUAGAGAUCAAUGUUGAGCCUCAGAUCGACACGUCUGGUAUCAGAGUCACGGGUCUGGAAAACGCGAUCGUAACGGUGAACUGUGAGCAGGAGGUGCAUGUGUUCACGCCUGACGGUGACAACACUCGAAUCGUGAUCGUCAGUCCCUCUGGCAGUAUCGUUGAAGCGACCAUAGAGUCUACCGAAACUGGAAUGCGUGUGUGGUUCACUCCGUCGGAAAUUGGAGAUUACACCAUAUCUGUCACGUAUCGCGAUCUCCCUGUUGGAGAGCCUUGCCUUUUACAUUCGGUGCCUGAUGGUAACAAAGCAGAGGCAGAAUACGUUGUCUCGAGAACCGGGCCACCAAGAGCCGAUCUGGUCACCGUUACAGGACCUGGUCUUGGGCCUGUGAUCGUACAGCGAUCAACGCAUGUUUCUAUUGACUUAACCUCUGCUGGAUUCGGUGACAUUGACCUUUUCGUUGACGGACCAACAAGGACCCCGAUUCACUGCGUGGACAAUCAUGAUGGAACACUUACGAUGUAUUACGUGCCACAAACUCCAGGCGUGUACUUUUUGCGAGUGAUGUUCGACAGCAGUCAUAUUGCAGGCAGUCCAUUUCAAGUCCUAGCCGUUCCAGCCAUACUGGCAUCUUCGCUAACAAGUGAACCUGAAAUUCCGGACAGCCCAUUUACUUCAUUGUCCAAUGAAUCUUCUACACCGAAAAGCACUCCCUGUGCCUGA
This is a messenger RNA of Cooperia oncophora, 1026 nucleotides long. Lineage: Eukaryota; Metazoa; Nematoda; Chromadorea; Rhabditida; Trichostrongylidae. The record is from the annotation of a GenBank genome assembly.